Molecule: messenger RNA, 3905 nt
Organism: Hymenoscyphus albidus
Lineage: Eukaryota; Fungi; Ascomycota; Leotiomycetes; Helotiales; Helotiaceae
Source: the annotation of a GenBank genome assembly
GAUUACAGAACCUUGGUGGAAAACAAUUCCUUCAAACACAUAGACUACUGUCGCAAUCACUCUGGAUACUCAGCCUCGCUAAAAGGUGCUGACCGAAAUCCCGAUUGGGAAGCUCCACCGAAGUCUGGAGGCUGCGAUCAUUCAAGCUCUCACUUCUGUUAUUCGUCUCUUCUCUUUGAUUUUGAAAACACUCUACAAUUCCUUUAAACAUCUUAUGUCAACGAUCGCAAACCUAAGCGAGGGACGGUGUAGGCCCCAAGCCUUAGGAUCAGGAUAGCUUCAGGAUGGAUCCAAUAUCUUGCCUGUCUCUCGCCAGCAACGUAGCUCAGUUCAUAGACUUUUCUUUCAAAAUAUACUCCGGAACCCGACAGUUGUAUGAAGAGGGGAGACUGGAUGUGCAUGAGCAGACCUCCAAAGCAGCAGAAGACCUUAGCAAUUUCAGCGGAGAUGAAGCGCUCAAUUCUCAUAGGGCCAGGUCAAUCAAGCCUCAGAAACAACGAAAAAGAGCUCUUGGUAUUAUGCAAAGAGUGUGGCAGGGUUGCAGAUGAAAUGAUCACUCAGUUGAAAAACUUCGAAAUCACCCCGAAACAAAACCUCUUGAAAAGUGUGGGGCACGUGCUUAAGAGUAUGUGGUCCUCGAAAGAGCUUGCGGAAGCCGAAAAGAAACUUGCCCGAUAUCGAGAUAUGAUGAAUUCUCGACUCUUGGGCUCUUUGUGGUAAGGGAGUGCUAUCUUGUAUAAAUUUGAUUGAAGCUGACUUGCCAUAACAGGGAGAGGGUCGAUCAGGUCGUCAGGGAGCAGUAUGCACAAAAGACUUCCAUCGAUGAUGAUAUUCGUCAAAUCUUUGCCAGCGCUCUACUCGAUAUUAACGCUUCAAUGAACAGCGAUCUGCAAAAGCAUACGAUGGUGAUUGAAGCGCUUGUUAAUCGAGAAGUAAAAAACUUCAAAGACAUAGAUCAAAUCCACAAAGGCUUGCUUGAGAGUCCCAGAGAACGCUCUUCUAACUAUGUUAAUGUCAAGGAGGAAGAUAAGAAGGAAAAUGUGGACAAUGAUGAAAAGUUCUUUUUUCGGAUUCAACAGAGGGAAGCCAUUUUACACAAGGCUAUGACACAGGACAUUCUUGACAGCCUGCGGUAUGAAACUAUCAAUGAGGCGUUAUGAGGGUAUCUCCGAAGCUCACAGGAAGACGUUCGAAUGGAUUUUGGAGCCCAUGAAACAAGUUGGCGAUGGCUUAGGCGAGCCGCAAUGGAGUGAUUUUGUUCACUGGCUUCGAGAAGAAAAUGGUAUAUAUUGGAUCAACGGCAAGGCUGGUUCUGGGAAAUCCACAUUGAUGAAGUAUAUUUACGAGAAUCCCCGAACUCGUGAUCACUUACAGGUUUGGUCAAAACAGACCACCCUUCAUGUCCCCCCAUUCUUCAUUUGGUGGCGCGGGACAGCAGUACAAAAGUCUCAAGAUGGCCUACUUCGUUCUCUAUUCUUUGAUAUUCUCCAGCAAAUUCCUGAAUUGAUUGCGGCAGUUUUUCCAUCCCUAUGGAAAUCGUUGUAUCUCGCCAAAAAUGGUUUCUCUAAGCUACAGUCAGUAAGUAUUGUCGUCCUCGUCCUGAUUCAUCAAUUAGCUAAACCGUUAACAGCUCAAUUCCUUAACCACUUCAUCUCUUUCUGCCGCCUUUCAAAGUCUUAUUGCCCAAAACGAAAUUCCCAUCAAAUUGUGUCUGUUCAUCGAUGGGCUGGACGAGUAUGAAGGCUUGGAAGUGGAGAUAGCUAAGGUUUUCAAAGGUGUGGUCUUGUCGCAGAACGUGAAAGUCUGCGUCAGUAGCCGCCCCCACGUUCCAUUCGAAGACGCUUUUACAGAAUACCCAAUGCUUCGAUUACAGGAUUUAACGGAAACUGACAUUCAUCGUUAUAUUCAAGAUCGCUUGGUCAAUGAUGAGAUGAUGAGGGUUCUCAUCUCCAAGGAACCGGGAGAAUGUCGGGACCUUGUAAAUGAGAUUGUUGAUAGUGCCCAGGGUGUUUUUCUGUGGGUAAUGCUUGUUGUAUCAUCUCUGAUCAAUGGACUCAGCAACCAUGACCAUAUUUAUGACUUACAAGCACGACUCAAAAUGCUGCCCAAGGAUCUAGAUAACUUGUAUGAGGAAAUAUUCUUGAAAGUCGAUGGCUUUUAUGCUGAAGAAGCAUCACGUCUUUACCAACUCAUAGCAGAGGCUAUAAAACAACCAGGCGACUGGGAACCGGCUAAUUUGCUGUCGCUUCGUACACUCUCACUUGCUUCGAGAAAAGACUUAGAUAUAGCUAGUGAGAUCAAGAUACCGUCUACUGAUAAGACUGUUUUACUUGAGCAAGCAAAAAGAAUGGAUGUGUUGCUCAAAACUAGGUGUGGUGGUCUGAUCGGUAAGUGAUGCGACGCUUUGAUUACGCCCUUCUAGCACUUUGCUCUUCCUGGUUCAAAUGCUGAAAGUAACACUGUUCAUGCGCUCAUCUGGCUAUCUCCACAAAUAAAACCACUAACUCACGCCCCUUUGCCAUAGAGGUCCAGCACGGAAAGCACAAAACUGCAGAACUUACUCCAUCGAUGGGAGUCUCUUAUCUACAUCGAACGGUCAGAGAUUUCCUUGAGGCGCGAAAAACUCGAGCUGUUCUUUUGCAGCGAACUGGUGGAUACCAAAAUAGUGCCUUCAAACCUGCUGUUGCAAUUUUCAAAUCCCUCGCUAUUCAGAUCGGACAACUCAGCGAAAGCGAACGGGAGGGAGACAUUGGUCGGACGAUGAAAAACCAGGGUUUGACCUACGCCAGAAGAAUUGAUUUGGACAAGCGCCUUUCUGACGAUGAGCUUCUCUACCUUUGCGACACUUUUGCACAAGCUGCUCACUGGCCCUCGAUGAUACAUGCCGCCAUUACAACAUCUCUUUGUCGCUACUUGCAACUGAGAUUAGAAGACGACGAUCAUUUAGAGCACGACGCCCUGGAUAAGCCAGCAUUGGACGCACUAGUACCAUUUGAAGGCAAUACUUUUCUCACGCCCCGCACUGUAAAACUCUUGAUCAAAUUCGGGGCAAGGCCAAAGUUGCGUUUUAACGGAUCCACGCCUUGGAAGAACUUCUUAUCACACGUACUCGUUUACAAGCAAAAGGAGGAAACACCAGGAUACCUGCUUGUAACCUGGAGCGAAAUUAUAAUUACACUACUUGAGAAUGGUGCAAGCCUUGUAGCGAAGUUUGUGGGUCCUGAUAGACACGAAUUUCGCAUGAAAGGAACAGAGAUAAUAUCUAUCUUCGUAGGCAAUUUGUGGUCCGUAACGGACAUGAUUGAAGCAGUUUUCGAAGGCAAUACCAACAUACAUCACAGACUCAGAAAAAGUGUCCAGAACGCCAAGGACAAGAAGCCACCAAAGAAUCGUAAUGAGGAUCGAAGCCAAAAUCGCAAAGCGGCUCUAAUACUAAACAACUGUGCCAAAAGUCCAGAACCAACUCCUGCGACAAUCAAGGCAUCAGAGACUCAGAAAACGGAUUCUGGGUCAUGUUGCAGUCUGCAACGAACAACGUUAAUCCUCACUGAAGCUGUUACUCUAUCAUUCAGAACAAUUACUGUCUGACCAAGGGACUCAUUUUUGCGACACAAACAACUAUAUCACUUGGCCUGUAGGUGUGCUUAUGUAUUCAGAUUUACACGGGCUCGUAUAUCAAUUGACAGACAGCUCUAUUUUCGGAGGGUCCAUUUACUUUCAAUAUCUUCAAAACUAUCUACUUCAAUACUGGGAACAUCUUCCUUCUCUCCCAUAUACACUGCAGGGUACGACGCAGGAUAUCGCUAGCUUAACUCAAACGUUUGUUUAUCUAAGGCAUGUUGGAUAUCUUGUGGCUUCAAUCCUAUUCAUGUAGUAUCUCAAAAAACCGUAUUUGUCCUUGGUCA